CGAGCCAGAACACUGGAAAGGCGGACAGAGGGAGGGCAGAGGCAGCGGCCCUCUUCUGGAGGGCGGGGGGGGGCUUAUUAUAACAAAAUAUAUACGCACAUGUGUGACCUGCUUGGCCGUACUAUAGGUCAUAUGUGGAUAACUGUUAAUUAAAAAAAGAAAAGAACAUACAACCGCGACUUUCCAUUUAAAAUGCCUAUUUUAGUUUUCCUGUUAGACACGUCCGCCUCUAUGAAUCAGCGCACUUAUUUGGGUACGACGUAUCUGGACAUUGCUAAAGGCGCGGUUGAGGUCUUUAUGAAGCUGCGUGCCCGAGACCCGGCUAGUAGAGGCGACAGGUACAUGCUAGUUACAUUCGAUGAUCCACCAUACGGAGUGAAGGCAGGUUGGAAGGAGAACCAUGCCACCUUCAUGUGUGAGCUGAAGAACCUGCAAGCGUCUGGGCUGACGACAUUAGGCCACGCUCUCCGCACAGCCUUUGACCUGCUUAACCUCAACCGCCUCGUCUCAGGCAUCGACAAUUAUGGACAGGGCCGUAACCCUUUCUUCCUUGAGCCUUCUGUAAUCAUCACCAUCACUGAUGGCAACAAACUCACACACAGUUCCGGGGUCCCAGAGGAGCUGCAACUGCCUCUUAACUCACCACUGGCUGGCAGUGAGCUCACCAAAGAGCCCUUCCGUUGGGACCAGAGGUUGUUUGCGCUGGUACUUCGGCUCCCUGGAGCUGCUACUGCAGACCAUGAGCAGCUAGGCAGCGUCCCCACCGAUGAGUCUGCCAUCACCCAAAUGUGUGAAGUCACAGGAGGGCGAUCAUACUGCGUGCGAACGCAAAGAAUGCUGAACCAGUGUCUAGAGUCUCUUGUCCAAAAAGUCCAAAGUGGCGUUGUCAUUAAUUUUGAGAAAAGUGGGCCAGAUCCAGAAGACAACUCAGUGGAGUCAAGCCGCUCCGCUGUGUCCUUCAGUCCACAGUUGUGGCACAGUUGCCACAAACUCAUCUAUGUGCGCCCCAACCCCAAAACAGGGGUGCCAGUUGGGCAUUGGCCCAUACCAGAAUCGUUCUGGCCGGACCAGAACUCUCCUACACUGCCCCCUCGUACUGCCCACCCUGUGGUGCGUUUCUCCUGUGUUGACUGUGAGCCAAUGGUGAUAGAAAAACUUCCGUUUGACAAAUACGAACUAGAGCCCUCGCCUCUCACCCAAUACAUUCUGGAAAGGAAGUCUCCGCACAUGUGCUGGCAGGUGUUUGUGAACAGCAGCGGGAAGCAAAGCGACCUGGGACAGCCUUUUGGUUACCUUAAAGCCAGCACCACUCUCACUUGUGUCAACCUCUUUGUCAUGCCUUAUAACUACCCAGUGCUCCUUCCACUCCUUGAUGACUUGUUCAAAGUGCACAAAUUAAAACCAAACCUCAAAUGGCGACAAGCCUUGGAGAUGUACCUAAAGACGAUGCCUCCAUACUACCUCUUGCCUUUGAAAAAAGCCCUGAGGAUGAUGGGGGCACCGAAUUUAAUUGGCGACAGCAUGGACUGUGGUCUGAGUUACAGUGUCAUCUCUUAUCUGAAGAAGCUCAGCCAGCAGGCAAAGAUCGAGUCUGAGUGUUUGAUCGUAUCUGUGGGGAAGAAGGCUCCCCUGGAAACUGGCAUGAGGGUAAAGAACCACUCCAGCUCAUUGUCUCUGGCCCACCGCCAAGAUUUUAAGCAGCUACUACAUGGAAUCACUGGCGAGGGUCCACUUCGCAUGGUGGACAUCAACUUAAAGGAGUUUUCCGGAUUCCAGAUCGCCCUGCUCAACAAGGAUGUGAAGCCUCAAGCUUAUCGAAAUGCCUACGACAUUCCAAGACGGAAUCUCCUGGAUCAGCUGACUCGAAUGCGCUCAAACUUACUGCGGACUUCACAGAAACUAAUCAAAGGGCAGGAUGAAGAUUACCUGCAUAGUAUCCCGGUGGCACAGAUGGGCAACUACCAGGAGUACCUGAAGAUGAUGCCGUCUCCUCUGAGAGAAAUCGACCCUGAUCAACCGAAACGAUUACACACCUUCGGGAAUCCUUUCAAGCAAGAUAAGAAGGGAAUGAUGAUUGAUGAGGCCGAUGAGUUUGUCUUGGGCCCUCAAAACAAGAAAAGGGCCAAUUCCGGUGACUCAAAUGUGGGUGCCACACUGAAGAGAAGGCGUAGUAUGUCGCCGUUGCUACGGCGGCCCCAGACUCCACCGGUCGGCACCAACCACAUUCUGAUUGGAAAGAGUCCAGCUGGGGUUCCAGGGCAACCGAAUCUCCUGAAAGUCAUACCGCAGCACAAAGGGCUGGAUGGCAAUGUGGUGGUUACUGAGAGUAACGGUGAUGUUGCUCCUGGGCCUGAGUCAGGGGAGAAUUGGCCCAGUGAGGUGGACCCUGUCACAGGAAGCCAACCUUCGCUCAACUUGGAGGGAAAAGCUCCAUUAGAAGCAGUGGAUCGGGGGGAGGAGGUUAACAUAACCAAGGAGAAAGCAGUGAUUCAAGACACUCAAGAGGAGCAGUCACUCGAUGAGAGAUACAACUGUGAGCGGCUGAGUCCACAGAGCCAGUUCGAGAGCGCAGAUACGGACCCAGCAGUGCUGGAGACCAUAUUCAUACCACCGCUAGAUGGCAGUCAAGCAGAACUGCGGACACGGGUCAUCAAGGAGGUCCGCAAACCUGGCAGAAACUUUGAGGCAAUACUAGGACUACUGCAGCAGGUGAAAGGACCGGUCAAUGUCCAGCGCUACUUUAUCCAACACGCCAUCAAAGAGGCCUCCAGGUUCAAGAAGCGAAUGCUGAUCCAGCAGUUAGAGCUUACCCUUGUCAAGUUGGACGAAAAACAUGGGAAACCAUCACAGCUGCCCAGCGAUCCUGGCAGUUAAGGAACAUCAAUUGAACUUUGCGUCGCCAUGGACAACACAAAAAUGAGAGGCCAACAAAAGACACACGUAGGGACAAAGGCACUUCAAUGAGAACAGUCCACAUGCUGUUACGUCACAUCCUGUUAGCGGCCGAGGGAAAGCUUAUCUGCACGACACAUUCGUUGAGGAUAAGCAGAGCGACUUUAUGAAUAUGGCGUAAUCCUCUUGAGACUGACUGACGACAUCCAUAAUCAUUCGGUAGACAAACACACAGACAAUAAGCCAUAGAACAUCCUGAAAUGGCAGCACACAUCCUUCUUCAGCUGGUCUGAAACCUGUUCCUGAAGCUUCAAUCAAUAAGGCGUGACCUCCGUUUCGACUGCCAUGACUGCUCUUUUUCCAUCUCUCUUACUGGUAUGUGUACAUCUAGAAUUCUACAUUGUGGAAAGCAAUAUACCAUAUACCAGAGGUACUGUUGAGGUCAGGUUUACUGCCCAUAAUGUCCGGAUAGCUUCAUAAAGAUCAAUGCAAACAAGCUGAAUUUUUACAAUUGGAAGAUUUCUAAAAUAUAAAAGACAUCUCCGUAUAAAUCAAUUGUGACAUCCAACCUAUGGACACCAUGACUUAUUGUCAUUGCCGUCUAAUAUCCUGUGGCACCUGCAUGGAGGGAGUGUCAUUGGGCCUAUUUUGGGCGCACUUUCUGGCAUGGCUGAUUUGAACUCACUCUGAAGGUUUUUAAUGUGAUUUGGGUCAGAAAGGUUUUAAAUAGUCCAUCCUACCUGUGAGGUGUCCUCUAAGAAUCACUUACUAUGGGGACUACUGCAAUCUGGGAACAUUCAGUGCCAAAAGUAGCAAGUAGAAUUGUUAUUAAAAUAGACUCUCCACAAUUCCAUACUAAGAAUGGUUUUAUUUUCAAUCCCCGGUUUCAUUUGAUUGCCAAGAAAUAAAACCAGAAUCUCAACUGAUUUAGUUUUUGGCUUUUUACCCCUUAUUUGCAAAUAUAGUAUUUUAUCCAUGUAAAUCCAGUAAUAGCAGUAUUUGUACAGAAAACCUACUCACAAAAUUGGUUUUGCAUAGGGGGGUCAAUCACCCUGAGAUGCCCACAAAAGUUCAAAAAUGUGUUCUAAAAAUGAUUGGAAAGUGAUAUGGAAAAUAUUACAUAUUGGGAUGGUUUUUGUCCCGAUUUGAGAGCUGUAUUGACAUGCUGCAAACAAACAACAUGCAAUAGUGUUUGAAAGGGAUGGACGCAGAUGUUCUGAAGUGAUACUGUAUCCGUGUUAGAGGAUGUAUGGAUGUUGAUGCAAUGCAGAGAGGUCACCCUCCUUUACAGCAACAGAAUGUUUUCUUACUUGUGCGCAGCUGUCCGUGUCCGUUGAGAACACACACUCAUUUUACAAUGUCACUCUUUUGGCGAUGACACAGAUUUUUAGCAAACUGACCAUAACCACGGAUCUGAAAAUUCCAUCUCUCGUUUUAAAUCCCAAAACGUAUGCCAAGUCAUGAAUGCACCAUUCUUACCCCAAUAGUGUGUCUUCACUGACUGGCAGUGUGCCAACUUCAUUUGAAGGAAUUUGUGCAUCUGUGUGGCCUCGGCUGACAGUUACAUCUGUUACGUUGAUGACGUAACCGUUGUUUUCAUGACCAAUGUACACUACUGUUUUACGUUCAUGAGGCAGACUGAUUAUUUUUGUGAAUUUGUUUAUUUCAGAGGAAGACAACUAUUUUGAAAGUCAAUUUUGUAAACUUGAAGUUUUAUUCGAUUUUUGUACAAAACAAAUAAACCACCUCUAAAAUGGUA
Syngnathus typhle (broad-nosed pipefish) is the source of this 4651-nucleotide messenger RNA. RefSeq names its product integrator complex subunit 6 like (gene ints6l). Lineage: Eukaryota; Metazoa; Chordata; Actinopteri; Syngnathiformes; Syngnathidae. The coding region runs from base 193 to 2874 and encodes 893 amino acids. Gene Ontology annotation, cellular component: integrator complex. The transcript is spliced from 18 exons. The record is from RefSeq and is a predicted model, not a curated record. Gene Ontology annotation, biological process: snRNA 3'-end processing.